Molecule: messenger RNA, 1910 nt
Organism: Monomorium pharaonis (pharaoh ant)
Lineage: Eukaryota; Metazoa; Arthropoda; Insecta; Hymenoptera; Formicidae
Gene: Gint3
Product: UBX domain-containing protein 6
Exons: 6
Coding region: 231-1544 (437 amino acids)
Cellular component (GO): cytoplasm
Molecular function (GO): protein binding
Source: RefSeq, a predicted model, not a curated record
UUGAUAGCACUGCUGUCAUUCGACGAUUUCCAGCUACAGUUGCUCAAAGUCUUCCUGUUGACAUUCGUAAGCAGCGUUGCAUUGAUCUUCGUUGCCUGGCACAUUUACGGAGAAAGAAUUACAGAGCAAUUCAUGAAGACAGGCGCUACGGAAGACUGUAAUUCGUCAACUGAAUAAUAUAUCGAACAUUUCGUUUAAAAUAUUGAACAGCUGUCUUAUAUACAACAAAUAUGGCUGAUAAAAUAAAGUCUUUUUUCCAAAAGAAGAAAUCAAAUGCCAAGUUUACAAAAGCAGGAAAGGGAUACAAAUUGACAGAUUGCACCAGUUCUGUAUAUACAUCAACAGAAUCUAAAGAACCAAUUAAGAGGGCAGAGCCUACAGAAGAAGCUAAAACAGCAGGUCAAGCUGCCUUAGCAAGAUUAGAAGCAAAGAAAAGUGACAAACCAAGAUUUAAUACAUCAUAUGCUGCAAUUCAAGCACGUGUUAAGCGUGAGCUGGAAUUGGAAAGAAAAGCGCAACAGAGUUUACAGGCAGAAGACACAGUGUUGAAAGAGAAGAAAGAUAAAAUUAUAGAUCCGUCUAUUUUCGCAGUCACCGAUGUGUUUUUCCGUUGUCCGUACUUAUCUGAUGAAGUGUUAUUGCGAGACGAGUGGAAAAAGAAAAUACGAGAGUUUUUGUACGAGCAGUUAAUGGGAGAAGAAGCAGGAUUAACAGCAUGUCUAAUUAUUCAAAGUUGCAAUUCUGGAAAAGAGAAAAUCGAGAGCUGCGUAGAAACACUUGGGAAAUAUUUGGACAAUAUUAUUAACAAUCCUGACGUAGAGAAGUAUUGGAAAAUUAGGAUGUGCAACAGAAUAUUCGAAGAAAAAGUUUUGCCUAUUGAAGGGGCAUUAGAUUUCUUAAAAGCAGCUGGUUUUGAACAGAAAAAAUUACUACAUAACGAAAAUGAAGAAGAUUUCUUAGUAUGGAGCCCUAACAAUUGUAACAUCGAUACCCUUACAAUGUUAAGUGAAGCAUUAAGAUCUGCUGAACCCAUUCCUAUCGAGUUGGACAGGAAUUUACAAGUAUUAAUGCCUAGUCAAGCUCGUGUGAGAAAUGAACUGCCGCCUAGCUUUUUCACGAUAACACCAGAAGAAAUAAAAAAAGAACAACAGUUGCGGACGGAAGCAGUAGAAAGAAACCAAAUGCUAAGAACAAAAGCUAUGAGAGAAAAGGAUGAGCAGCGUGUACUCAGAAGAUAUAAAUUCGCCGUACUUCGUAUUAAAUUUCCAGACGGAAUAAUAUUGCAAGGUACUUUCUCUGUGCACGAGAAGUUCCAGAAUGUAAUUGAAUUUAUUGCUGAAAAUUUAAUCGAUGAUAAAGUGCCCUUUUUAUUGGUAACACCGGAUGGGAUCAAACUAGUAGAAGAAUGUCAUGGAAAGACACUUUUAGAAUUGCGAUUAAUACCUACGGCUAUAUUGGAAUUCACCUGGAAUGUAACUGAUAAGCAAAGUAUGCCUAACAGAUAUUUGAAAGAAGAUGUACUUGCUUAUAUACAAGCAGUUUAAAAAAAAUAUUUUUUUGUAUAGGUAACAAUUUAAAAUAUCUUAUUAUUUUUAAAAAUAUUUUCUUGGCAUUUUUAACUAUUAUCAUGAUUUUUUUUGAUGUUAUUCUGGUUUUUUUGGAAAAAAAAACGUUAUUUAUUACUUAUGUAAAAAAACCUCAAUUAUGUAAAGAAAAGUAAUCAAUUUAUGUUGAUUAGAUUUUUAAUAUAAAUAAAUUUAUUAUUGAAGAGUAUAUACAUUUAUCUAUUGAAUCUAAUAUAUAAAUAAAUGUAAAGAAAAUCCAUUUUAUCAUGUAAAUUUACUAUAUGUUUUAACUUUAUUGAUAUAAUGUAUGUAAAUAAGCAUUAAUAAUACCUAUCUAAUCCUAUA